AUGUUGUCUUUUUGGGAUUUUUCUUUUGAUGCAGGUCAAAAGAACCAAUUGAUUGCAAAUGUGAGUCAUGAUUCAUCUCUAUCUGACACUGCUACCAAUGAUAAACUCCUCAGUGAGCUUCUAGCUCCCACUUUUGAUGAAGGAUCAUGCCUAAGUAGGUAUCAAUCUUAUUUAUAUCGCAAGGCAUCCCCUCAUAAACCCUCAUCAUAUCUGAUACUCAAGCUACGCAACUAUGAACACCUUCAUAGAAGAUGUGGACCCCUCACCAACUCCUUUGACAAAGUCAUGAAAAUGGGCAAAACAUCUGGCAAAAACGUUGCAGCUACAAAGUGCAAAUACCUUGUUUGGACAGCUGCUAAUGGCUUGGGGAAUAGGAUGAUAACCUUGGCUGCGGCAUUUCUUUACGCCAUAAUCACAGAUCGAGUUCUACUUGUUAGAUUUGGGUCUGAUAUGGUUGGUCUCUUCUGUGAGCCAUUUCCCAAUUCAUCAUGGUUAUUGCCUCAGAAUUUUCCUUAUCGCAGAGAACAGAAACAUAUUGAAACCUAUGAAAGUUUACUAAACAAGACACGUGAUUCGAAUGUGAUUUGGCCAUCAUUUCUAACUCUUAAUCUACAACACACCCAUGAUGGUCACAAUAACUUUUUUCAUUGUGAUCAUAGCCAAAGUCUUCUCCAGAAAGUUCCUGUAUUGAUUUUGAAGUCAGAUCAAUAUUUUUCCCCUUCUCUUUUCAUGAUUCCAUCUUUUGGGCAAGAGCUAAGCAAAAUGUUCCCAGAAAAAGACACUGUUUUCCACCAUCUGGGACGCUACCUUUUUCACCCAUCAAAUGAGGUGUGGGAUGUUAUUAGCAGGUUCUAUAAAGCUCACUUGGCCAAGGAAAAUGAGAGGAUUGGCCUCCAAAUAAGAAUCUAUAAUACUCAUCGAGCUCCACAUCAAACCAUCGUUGAUGAAAUAUUAACUUGUGCCUUCAAGCAUAGCCUGCUGCCUCAAUUGGGCCAUCACAAGUCAGUAACAUCUCCAUCGAAGAACAAUCCUUCAAAAGCCAUCCUAGUUGCAUCUUUAUACUCAGAAUACGGUGAGAAGCUAAGGGCUAUGUAUUUGGGCAACACAACUGUGACUGGGGAAGUUGUCAGAGUUUAUCAGCCAAGUCAUGAAGGGCAUCAAAAGUCGAAUGAUAAUGGGCAUAACAUCAAGGCAUGGACUGAAAUAUAUUUGCUGAGUUUGUGUGAUGCUUUAAUCACCAGCCCCAAGUCUACUUUUGGGUAUGUUGCUCAAGGACUUGGGGGUUUGAAGCCAUGGAUUCUGCAGAGAGCGUAUGGUGAACACAUCCCUGAUCCACCAUGUCUACAAGCUGUAUCCAUGGAACCUUGUUUUCAUUAUCCACCUAAACAUGAUUGUAAGGCCAGUAGAAUAGUGAAAUUUACUUCCCGUUUUCCGCAUAUUACGAAAUGUGAAGAUGUAAGUAAUGGAUUGAAGCUGGUUGAUGUUCAUCGCUCAGUGACAAAUUCGUGACAUGAGCGCUAAGUAUUUGCCAUCAUUGUGCCUUCAACAAAGGAGUUAUGUCUUGAAUAACAUUGCUAAUGUAGUUUCUUGGCUCUGGAGCUAAAGAUCAAAAGCUAAUCAUUUGCCAAAAUGUGAAAGAAGGAAAUGCAGUUCCUUUUGAUUUAGUGACUCUACGAAGUACGAUUUGUUCAGAAAAUGAAAGAGAGGUGGUCCCGGCUCCCGCCUACUUUUAUGAGGCCAAGAGUUUAUCACUUA
This is a messenger RNA of Neltuma alba, 1755 nucleotides long. Its product is annotated as galactoside 2-alpha-L-fucosyltransferase-like. The transcript is spliced from 3 exons. Gene Ontology annotation, molecular function: galactoside 2-alpha-L-fucosyltransferase activity. The record is from RefSeq and is a predicted model, not a curated record. Gene Ontology annotation, cellular component: membrane; Golgi apparatus. Bases 1 to 1509 code for a protein of 502 amino acids. Gene Ontology annotation, biological process: xyloglucan biosynthetic process; cell wall biogenesis. Lineage: Eukaryota; Viridiplantae; Streptophyta; Magnoliopsida; Fabales; Fabaceae.